UGGCGUUAGGCAGGGUAGAUCUAGGUGCCGGCGGUUGCCAUGGCGGCCGUUAGUGAGACCUCUUGGAGACUACGAGAAGAAAAGCCUGGUUCUUUAGUGGGAAGGAGUGACUUUCUGGAAGUUGCCUUGCUGGGGGGUGUACAAGUAAGAGAACAACCCGCACUCCCAGGGGAAGGCUCUUGGGGGUCAAUGUUUUUGCAGGUGAGAUAGAGGCUGCCUGGGGGCCAACCGGGUGAACAUCGGGUGGCCGUUGAGAGCCAGAGAGCUGCGUAGAAUUUGGACUGGGGCUCAACUGACUUGGUUGCAAAUCCCUUCUGCCUUGAAGUUUAGUGAAGACUCUUAAACAUGUCACACUCUCUGCCUAACCCACCUCGUAGGGUUGUUGUGAUUGAGGAUGAAAUGAAGGAAGGAGCCGUGAAUGCUGCCCUAAACUCCCCGGUGCAAUUGGUAAAUUUCAGGCAAAGUUGUUUUCUGCAUGAGGCUGUAUCUAAGUUCUGGCUUUAAAAGUUCCCUGUGCCUGGGAUGCUACCCUCCAAGAAACAGCAGUUGCAGCAUUGUUGCUGGAGGGCCAGCGGAAAGUUGCCUGUUUGUGAAAAUGUGCGACCUCUGUCAGCAGCAGCAAGGUGGAAGGUGUUAGCAGAGAGAAAUCAGCCUGUGGCGCCUGUUGGGGCUUGGGUGGAGAGUGCCCCAGAAGAUACAGAGCAAGAGGAAAGCCUAGCUUUUACUUCAGCAGCUGUAAUUGAAGAGGAAUACAAAGAGCAACAAAAGGAAAAAGAGAUGGUUUUGAAACGCUUUCAAGAAGAGGUCAAACACAGAGUGAACCAGUAUGUUAAGCAGAGAAAAAAACAGCAUCUUCAAAAAUCAUUUGAAGCAGCUCAAAAAGAAGGCUGUGUUGUGAUAGGAUUUUCUGAUUCAGCACUGCAGCUGACCCCCAAGAAAAACACAUGUUUAUUCAGACGCAACACAAAUUCUGCCAUUUGCAGUUCUACUGGUGGGCAGCAACUCAGUAACAUGCAACAGCGGGGAGGAGAAAUGCAAGAAGCACAGUUCUUAGAACAAGCCCAAAGUGUGAGAAAAACAGUGCAGCAGGUCCGUCUCAGGCUGGCUUCCUGCAAGACUGUGUCAGAAGGAGAACCUUCAGAACUGCCAGGAGGUUCCUGGGGCAACCAUCCCAGCACACAGAAGGCAAAAUCCAACACAACGACUGCAGUAAAUACAGGCGAGGGUCAUACCAGUGAGUUUCCUCUGGUGGGAUACCAUGAUCUUCCAGCAGAACUGCAAGAGCAGGAAAUUCAGGAAGGUGGCAAGGGCUGCUACUAUACAAUACAGAUUGGAAAAAUCAGUAGUGACAUAAUGACAGGUGCCACCUCAGCUGUUGGUGCUGAAACCCAAGCUGCUGUGGUCCUAUGGCCUGGAAUAGAGAAAGAAGAAUCAAAGAAAGAGCGUCAAAACCAGUACCUGAGAUACAGACGCCUCUUCAUGGAUAUUGAAAGAGAACAAGUAAAGGAGCAGCAAAGGCAGAAGGAGUUGCAGAAGAAAAUGGACAAAAUUAAGAAAGAAAAAGAGCAUCAGCGCCUUGCAGAGGAACAGAGAAUGCAGGAGACCACCUCCCAUGAAGUUCCUAACUCUAGUGAGAAAGCUUGUGAAAAAUUGGAACAGCUUAAGCUAGAGGAUGUGAAAGAAAAGAAAAAGAUAGCAAAACAACAGAGACACAAAGAAUAUGCAAGAUAUGUAGAAGCAUUACGGGCCCAGAUGGAGAAGAAAAUCAGAAUGUACAAUAUCAGCUUGCCAUCCUUGUGCUUCUGUGGGUCAGAUUUCUGGGACUGUCAUCCUGAUAGCUGUGCCAAUAAUUGCGUGUUUUAUAAAAAUCAUAAAGCAUAUGCUCAAGCCUUGAGAUCUGUGAUCUCUUCUUGUAAUGUUUUCGAUGGGGGUUCAGACUCAAGACUUGCUCUUCAUACAUUUGCUACUGUACAUGCCCGUUCUGAGAAGAAUUCUUAAAAGACAGUGGUGCUUCCCUUUCUCCUUCUGACCAGUCAAGACUUCUGCAAACACAAGCAUGCCCAAGUUCCUCUGAGUUCUGACCCUAAGUCCCACUUGAACCAGAAAAGAGACCUGCCUGAUGGUAAUCUUCCUUUCCCCUCCUCUGCCAGUUUCAGUCUCUUAUAAGAUAUCACCAUAAUAUAAAUUCUUAUACGUGCCACACAAAGGAAUAAGCCUUGGAAGAAGCAAUGGAUCGAUCAAAGACUGGGCAAAUGUGGCCAACUCUGCAGGGACAUUCAAUCAAACAUGGUGGCUUAUACUCUAGGAUUUUGGGUUUUGCUUUUUUUAGAACUAAGCAGCAGCAACAUUUCCUUUCUGCUCAUCUCAUUUUACUUAGAAAUGUCCUUGGCUUAGCUCAAGGCUACUCUCUUCCUCCUCUAGACUGUAAAAAUGCAACUGAAGUCCUAUGAUUGCUCCAGAAGGACAGCUAACAUCACCAGCUAUGAUGCUUCACAAGGCUAAUAUCACCAGCUAUGAAUGAUUACUCACAUGUGAAAAAAUUCAACCAAAUACGUUUUCCAGUAAUAUUAAUAAACAAUUCACCUACUCACAUGAUGGAAUGAAAUUGUGAUCUAUCCUGAGUUUUGUGACUUGAGAAUCUGUUGAUGACUUCUUUGGUUCAUGGUUUAGAUGUGAGAAGAAGGCAGGGAAGGCUGUUGAAAUGGUACAAUUUCCUUUUGUUAUAACUUGCCCCAAGAAAUUUCUGAACAAAUGAUUUUUUCCCUAUUUUUUAUAAAGUAAAUAUUUUAAACAGAUUCUAAAGCCAAACUUCUUGGCACAAAAAAUAUUGUGAGAUGCUGUGUUCUGAUCCACACCAGCUACAAGCAAACAUGCUGUUUCAGGCAUUAGGCAUAGUGAUAGUUCUCUCAAUACCUCAAAUUUGACUUUUUUGAUCUUUAUAUAAUCUGAAUGUUGUGUGUUUCAUGUAGCAUUACAGCAGCCCUCUCUAGAUUCUGCAUGUGAUGCUUUGUAAACAGUCUAACUAGACAACAGCCUUUUGUUACACUUCUGUAUAAAUAAUAAAUGUGUAUAUAUAUAUAUAUAUA
Molecule: messenger RNA, 3086 nt
Organism: Heteronotia binoei (common prickly gecko)
Lineage: Eukaryota; Metazoa; Chordata; Lepidosauria; Squamata; Gekkonidae
Gene: CCDC15
Product: coiled-coil domain containing 15
Exons: 11
Coding region: 523-1998 (491 amino acids)
Cellular component (GO): centrosome
Source: RefSeq, a predicted model, not a curated record